Molecule: messenger RNA, 2257 nt
Organism: Candoia aspera
Lineage: Eukaryota; Metazoa; Chordata; Lepidosauria; Squamata; Candoiidae
Gene: RPF2
Product: ribosome production factor 2 homolog
Exons: 10
Coding region: 60-977 (305 amino acids)
Biological process (GO): ribosomal large subunit assembly; maturation of LSU-rRNA from tricistronic rRNA transcript (SSU-rRNA, 5.8S rRNA, LSU-rRNA)
Cellular component (GO): nucleolus
Molecular function (GO): rRNA binding
Source: RefSeq, a predicted model, not a curated record
UCCGGUGUCUCUCUGUGUCCGGUCCACGUGGGUGUAAUUGGUUGUCCGGUACCGUGGAGAUGGAGGCGUUGGACCGGGUGGUAAAGCCUAAAACGAAGAGAGCCAAAAGAUUUCUUGAAAAAAGGGAACCAAAGCUGACAGAAAAUACCAAAAAUGCAAUGCUCAUAAAAGGUGGAAAUGCAAGUUUAGCAGUAGCAGAAGUACUCAAAAAUAUUUAUGCCCUGAAAAAGCCCUUCGCUGUCCUAUAUAAAAAAAAGAAUAUUACAAGACCCUUUGAAGACCAGUCCUCCCUGGAAUUCUUUUCCAAGAAGUCUGAUUGUUCUUUGUUCCUGUUUGGAUCCCAUAGUAAGAAGAGGCCUAAUAAUCUGAUCAUCGGUCGUAUGUAUGACUAUCACAUUCUGGAUAUGGUUGAACUGGGCAUUGAGAAGUUUGUAGCCCUCAGCGAUAUCAAGAACAGCAAGUGUCCAGAGGGAACAAAGCCCAUGCUGAUAUUUGCAGGUGAUGCUUUUGACAUUGACGAGGAACAUAGAAGGUUGAAAAGCCUUCUUGUUGAUUUUUUCAGAGGCCCUGUUGUGCCCAGUAUCCGUCUGGCAGGCUUAGAACACGUUCUGCACUUCACAGCAGUGGAUGAAAAGAUCUAUAUGAGAAGUUACAAGGUAUUGUUGAAAAAGUCUGGUUGCAAAAUACCAAGGAUUGAACUUGAAGAUAUGGGACCCUCAUUAGAUUUGGUCAUAAGGAGAACACAUUUGGCAUCAGAUGAUCUUUAUAAGCUAUCGCUAAAGCAGCCUAAAGCUCUCAAGCCAAAGAAGAAGAAGAAUGUCUCCCAUGAUGUCUUUGGGACAAAAUACGGGCGGAUUCAUAUGCAGAAACAGGACUUGGAUAAACUGCAGACUAGAAAAAUGAAAGGUUUAAAGAAAAGACUAGCUGAAAAGAAAACUGAAGAUGGAGGGGAUCUGAAGAAACUAAAGUUGGAAUGAGAUGUUUAGGCUGGAAUGAGCAUUUGAAUUUCACUGUUAUCACUGAAAUGCCAUAUAGACUUAAAUCGUAUUUCUAGUAAAUUUUACUAUUUUAUCAUUUCUGAAGAUGUUUUCAAACAGUGGAUGAUCUUAAUAAUUUUUUCUAGUAAAAUUUAUUUGAUCCCUUGAAAUAGAUAUGUCUGUAAUGGCUUCUGACAAUUCUAGGUGCUUGCUCUUGCCAUUAUCUUCUCCCAUUCUUUAUCAUAUAUUAUUCAAAAUAUAGAACACAUACAGGUAGUCUUCAUUUAACGACGGUAACUGAGCCCAGAAUUUCCAUCACCAAGCCACGCGGUUGUAAAGGGACAUGGCAUCAACUAGCAAUGGCAAUAGUAGCAGUUCCCCUUGCCAUAAUUAAGUGAAUUUUACCUGCUGUUAACCUGAGCAGCCACCCCAAUCCACGCCAUUCCGGGCUUGGUUCCUCCCAGCCCUGAACACUGCAUUCAACUCCCCCUGCCUAUCUCCCCCAAUCUCUGCCCUUUUGGAAGCCCUGCACCCUGCCUUGAGGGGCAGAAAGCCCACCUGCGCAGCACGAAGUGUCCUGUUCCACCUGCACGGGCGCAAGGCUGCCAAUAGUAAGCUCCACUCUCCCCAGCCUAUAUUCCUUCACCCAACUGCCUCCUAUCCCAGUUCCCCGCACCUACCUUUGCCUUUUUUGCCUGGCCGAAGUGGCUGCCUGCCUUUGUGAAUCCCUUUUGGCCCCAGCUUCUCCGCCAAUAGUUCCUUCUAUGUGGCUCCCUUCAGAACGCUAUCUUCUCAGCUUAUACUAUCCUCAGAAUUUUGAUCACAUGGCUGCGGGGGUGCUGCAACAGUCGUAAUUUCAGGCACAGGUUGUGAGGCUAUUUUUUCAGUACCAUCGUAAUUUCGAUCGGUUGCUGAAUGAAUGGUCGUUAAGUGAAGACUACCUGUAGAUUGUUUACUUCUUCAGGGGUUUGGUGCAAAUUUGCUUGAAGUUACCAUGUAGAGCUAAAGGCUUGUCUAGAAAUGAAGAACGAUUUCCAGACUGUUUUGGUCUUACAUCCUUUCAAUUUGUUGAUUGCUUUGAGUUAAGUCUGUAUUGUUGUCUGUCAUUGCUGCUGUUUACCAGUCUGAGUUGCUCUCCAGAUGUCUGGAUUUCAACUGCCAGAAUUCUCAAUAAUAGCCAUGCUGGCUGGGAAUUCUGAGAGUUAAUCAAAAGUUCGGGGAAGAUUGGUUUAUAUAAUGCAUUUGUUCGGUAAAUAAUAAAAUCCAGAGUCCCAUAUUUA